Messenger RNA from Hyposmocoma kahamanoa, 1305 nucleotides. RefSeq names its product C-type mannose receptor 2-like. The record is from RefSeq and is a predicted model, not a curated record. NCBI's taxonomy places the organism in Eukaryota, Metazoa, Arthropoda, Insecta, Lepidoptera, Cosmopterigidae. The transcript has 6 exons. Gene Ontology annotation, molecular function: signaling receptor activity. The coding region runs from base 29 to 1093 and encodes 354 amino acids.
CUUAAAUCAAUUGAAAACUCUAAAGCCCAUGCGUGCAAAAAGAGGUCUAAUUAACGGUUUAGGAUCUAUAAUAAAAAGAAUUACGGCAAAUCUCGACUAUCUGGAUGCUGUUAAGUAUGAUGCUGAAAGAUGGCAUACGCAACCUCCAAAUUUUCGUCCUGAUUACGUGUACGUGCCUUCAAUAAACGGCUGGCUGAAGCUGCACCGCGUACCUACCAGCUGGAAUGACGCCUAUUUACAGUGCCGAUUCGAAGGUGCGGAGCUCGCAUCUCCAUUGAACGACCCAAUGAUGCAAAUUAUGCUUGACGUUACCGAACGAGCCGGUAGGGCCAACUGUGGCAUUUACACCGGCAUUAAUGCUUGGUUUUCCGAUGGAGUUUACACUUCUAUCGAUGGUACACCCUUGUCUAAAAUGCCCGUAGAGUUCACGAAUUCUCAGACAUGUCCUCAAAUGGUGACGUCCCCAUGCACUGUACUAUUACCUUCGGGCGCCAUUGACAUCGUAGACUGCAAGCAUUUGUAUUUUUUCAUGUGCUACAGAAAGGUGAAGAAGGGGAUUCCUAACAUCAAUGAAUGUGGAACUAUUGAUUCUGAAUAUAAAUACUAUAAAACAACGGGCCAUUGCUACAAAUUUCAUCUACAACCACAAAUCUGGUCAGAUGCUUACAAGAUCUGCCUGGCUGAAGGGGGACGUUUGGCCAUCAUAAAUAGCGCUGAGGAGGCCAAGUUCUUAUCCAGUAUUUUCGAGAUGGAUCCGAGUAGUACCUUGAAAUCGACAAAGAUAAGCGACUUGUUUCUUGGAUUCAUUAAAUUUAACAAAUCUUGGAUUACUAUAGAUGGUGAAAGUCUUGAAGAAACAGGUUAUGCAAUUUGGGCUCCAGACGAACCAAAUAACUCACCCCGUAGAGACAAACCUGACUACCUUGACCGUUUCGGCAGCAGUGAGAGCUGCGGGGCAAUGCAGCGUGAUGGUCUUCUCAAUGAUUGUUCUUGUGAUAUUCCGCUCGCUUUCGUCUGUGAAAAACAUUUAGUUGUUGAUGUAAUCGAAAGAGAGACGCCGACAGUAGUAAAGCUGGAGCCAUCCAGUAUAUGACCAGGUGGGGCCUAAAACUUCGCACAAACGUCUUUACUAAGAUAACUUACAACUUAUUUUGGAAGAUUCUAUCCAGUGUUCCUGUUGAUGAUAAUUGUUGUAAAAGCUUCUCUAAUUACAUACCUAUUUUUUUUAUCUGCAGUUCAGCGAUAAUCAUAAAUUUAAUAUAGAAGUGAAAAUAAUUGGUAGAAAUAACGUGAAAUUGAUGUAUA